GCCUAGCAGGACAUACUGCACCUCUCGCCUCCACUGAAUACGUGUCACCUCCUCACCCACUACCUACUCAGUUUUCUACCAUUGUGGACUGCAGAACAUGUGGCAUAAAAUAUCAUGCUAAUGUAAAAGUGACUUUACUGAUGACCAGUAUAUUGACAUCACCCAAGCCACAGCACCACCUACCCUUACCGUACCUUGCCCUCUACUUUCCGUGCAGCAGGCUCUAUUGCUGGUCGAAUAUUAUUUUAUCUUUUUAUAAAUACGACUAUAAAAAUUUUAGCAGAUUCUUAGUGAAGAACAAUUACCAAUAUUUCAUUGUUUUUGUUUGUAAUACAGUACUGUAAUUAUCUUCAUAGUGCCCAGCCAUCUGUUUUUAGUUGAAAGACGAUCCCUAAGUAAUAUAUUACACGGUAUCAAUUUGGUGUUUACAAUAUCUUGGAGCUUAUUCAGUUUACAAUACAGUACUGUAAUUUGUGACUGAUUUAUUCCUACCUCUUAUUAUAGUGCAUUUGCAUCCACAACUCACUGUUGUUGGCUCAUUUUUAAGUCGUAAGAAUUUACUUAAACCUCACUGGUUUUAUAAAGUGACUUCCAUCAUCCCACACUCUUAGUUAUUUCUACUGUCACAUCUCUCGGUUGUUCAUCAAUAAUUCAUCCCCCAAUCUAGUCCAUAUUGCACAAUUGUGUCUUCCUGAAAGCGCACAAACAGAAUGGCAGGUCUCAGUGUGCGCAUCAGGUUUGGCUAUGGUGUUGGCCAUGUCCUCAAUGAUCUCUGCUCUGCCAUGUGGUUCACAUACCUACUCAUCUACUUCCACCAUGUACUUCUUUUCAACAACACACUAUCAGGACUUGUUCUCCUAAUUGGUCAGGUAGCUGAUGCACUAUCCACACCAUUUGUUGGUCGUGAAGCUGACCGUACUGAUGAUUUGGCUUUCUGCACCCGCUAUGGUCGCAGAAAAACCUGGCAUCUACUUGGUACAUUUUGUGUAGUGAUUGCCUUCCCUUUCAUCUUCCUUGGAUGCUUUGGGUGCUUUUAUGCCGAUGACUGGGCUCAGGUAAUCUACUACACCCCAUUCGUCAUAAUCUUCCAGUUUGGUUGGGCAUCUACACAAAUCAGCCAUCUAGCUCUUAUUCCCACUAUAACUCAAGAUCCAAAUGACCGUACAGAGCUUAAUGCUAUCAGGUAUGGAUUUACUGUUGUGUCCAACAUAACGGUUUAUGUCGUGACAUGGAUGGUGCUGGGGUUAAGUACCUCUACUCCUGAGACUGGUCUUCAGCCUGAUGAUGCCAUCAAGUUUAGAUAUAUUGUUUUAAUUGUGCUGUCUAUUGGUGUGGUAUUUACAAUUAUAUUCCAUACAUUGGUCAAAGAAGACAACACUCCACAGUAUAAUAAAUUAUCACCUGAUACUGAUGGGGACAAGGCUAAUGAUCCAGAUGAUUCCCAGACUGGUGACAGUACCUCCAGUUAUCAAAAUAAUCUACCAACUGUGUCAGUGUGUGCUCCAAGACAUUUUCGCAUGACUUCUAUUGAUUGGCUCAAAAAUAUUCAGUUUUACCAGGUAGCCUUGCUCUACAUGGCAACUCGACUCUUCUGCAACCUUUCACAAGCCUAUGUCCCCAUAUAUAUCCAAGAUUCUCUUCAUUUGCCACAAGAAUCUGUUGCAUACAUUCCACUGGUUAUGUAUGUUGCUGGCUUCCUCACAACCAUGUGCAUGAAGAGUCUCAACAAAUACAUUGGCAGGAAGGCAUCCUUCCUUAUUGGGUGCAUUAUAGGGGAAGCUGCCUGCAUAGCUGUGUGGUUUGGUUCAGGUGAUCUCUAUAAAGAUUACCUCUUGUAUGGAGUAGCAUCACUUCUGGGAGCUGGAGGCUCUAUCCUGCUUGUGACAUCACUCUCCUUCACUGCUGAUCUAAUUGGGCCCAAUGUAGAAUCAGGGGCUUUUGUAUAUGGUGCUAUGAGCUUCACAGAUAAACUAUCCAAUGGUGUGGCUGUCAUGCUCAUACAAAAUCUAAAUCCCUGCAAAAGAACGCCUUUUCGCACUUGUUGCCCUUUGUGUGAAGGAUACUACCGUAAUGUGUUGUCUUACUGCUGUGGAGGAGCAGUUGUGCUGGCUGUGUUGGCUCUUGUCACUCUGCUACCGGUUAACAUUGGUGAUCGUAGCAAAGGUAAUGAAUCUGCAGAACACACAGAUGCUGAAGUGGGACCUGAAGUGAGCACACCAGCUUGUACAAACUCCACAAUGAGCACUGUAGCAUGUGUAGGCCCAGCAAUAAGCACAAUGUCAGCUGCGGGUGUCGGGCCUGGAAUGGGCGUCUGUGGUGGUGACAGUACAGGGAGACUAUCCAACAGUGCAAGUGAUAGGGACCAUCCAGGGUCAGAAGAGUAUUCGGCAGUCCCACAAGGUCUACGGAUUCGGGUCACCUCUUCAUCCUCUGAUAGUGAAGACGGUGUUGGGGAGGAGUCAUAUGCAUAAUUAUAAGAUCCAGACAACCUUGGUCAGACAAGGCAGAUUUACAAAAUGUUGUAAUGAGUACAGUUCAAUUAUGCCUUAAAUUUUCCUUUUUUAAAUAUAUAUAUUUAUAUAUUUUGGGUCAUGUCUUUCUCUUACAGGAAAUAUUGAAACCUUCCUGUUAGUUGACACUCGAGUACAUUGUGUUGUUUGAAAAUUUGGCUUUUACUGUGUAAAUAUUCACUUUUGUACUUUUUGUAAUUUUAGAUUAGAAGAGAGACCUGAUUGAGGUAUUGUAUCUGUGAAGUGAUGACCUGUGUUUGUACAGUACUGUACACACUUAAUAAUCCAUAAAAAGUUUUGAUACAUUGUAUUCAGGCUGUGAGAUUGUUUUCCACAUAGUAUUGGUUGGUGUUCAGUACAGUACAGUCAUACAAAAGGAAUUUGUUGAACACAUUGUAUUUUUAUUGUUCAUAAUACAGUGAUAUCCCCGUUAGCCGGAACAAUUGGUGCGGAGCACUUCCGCGAAUGAGAGAUUUCCGGGUAAUGAGACGACUCUCUCAAACCCGGAAAAAACUCCCCCGUCCCCGGAA
Homarus americanus (American lobster) is the source of this 3040-nucleotide messenger RNA. Its product is annotated as major facilitator superfamily domain-containing protein 12-like. The transcript is spliced from 12 exons. Gene Ontology annotation, biological process: carbohydrate transport. Lineage: Eukaryota; Metazoa; Arthropoda; Malacostraca; Decapoda; Nephropidae. Gene Ontology annotation, cellular component: membrane. Gene Ontology annotation, molecular function: symporter activity. Bases 711 to 2471 code for a protein of 586 amino acids. The record is from RefSeq and is a predicted model, not a curated record.